AUGGCUUUUUAUGGAUCGGGCCAUAUUACACCAGAUCUAAUCAUGCAUGCUGUUGAUGAAACAAACAAAUAUGCUCAUUUUCACAUGGAAAAUAUUGCCAAGAAACACAACAAGUAUUGGAAAGAUACCAAUUAUACUGAAAUGAAGGCUUUCUUUGGCAUGCUGAUAAUAAUGGGUGUCAGCAAAAGACACUCCCUGGAUGAAUACUGGUCAAACAGCAAAUAUCUGAGAUGUGAUGGCAUAGCAUCUGUGAUGACAAGAAAUCGGUUUCAAAUCAUACUACGUUAUUUCCACCUGGCUGAUCCAGCUGACGAUCCACGUGUUCAGGAUCCAGAAACAAAGAGAACAUUCAGACAAGAACAACCAUUGUACAAGAACCAGAAUUGGCUAAAUGUUAUAACAGAGAAUUGUCAAACCAAUUUCAUAGUUGGUAGGGAGAUAUGCCUGGAUGAAGGAAUGGUGCGCUAUAAAGGAAGGUGUAAAUUUAAACAACGAAUACCAACCAAACCAGACCAGACAGAGAUGGUUUGA
Molecule: messenger RNA, 531 nt
Organism: Saccoglossus kowalevskii
Lineage: Eukaryota; Metazoa; Hemichordata; Enteropneusta; Harrimaniidae
Product: piggyBac transposable element-derived protein 4-like
Source: RefSeq, a predicted model, not a curated record